UUUUAAGCGGAAAAAUCCAAUCUAUUGAGAUUUCAGAAUAUAGUGAAUUAAUUGUAUCACAUAGUAGGAGAUUUAUUCUAAGAUUUGUUGUUGGUUCUUUCUGCGUAUUUCUGGGUAAUUAAAGUGUCAUACCAUUGCAUGCAAACAUGGUAACAAUUGCCGCGGUUUUACUCUGAACCCAUCCGAUCCUUCACAUAUAUAUAAAGACAUAACCACACACACUAAAGGAUCAUCGGAGAGCAGAACAAAGCAUGGAACAAGAAGGAGAAGGAGGAGAAGACACGAACAAGAAGGAAAAGCAGAAGCAGUUAGUGGGAGAUGCAAAAGCAGCACAAGUAGCAGUGGCAGUAAAGUGUCCAAGGUGUGAUUCCAUGAACACCAAAUUCUGUUACUACAACAACUACAGCUUGUCGCAGCCUCGCUACUUCUGCAAAGCUUGCAAAAGGUACUGGACACAUGGUGGAGCCUUGAGGAACGUUCCCGUUGGUGGCGGUUCUCGCAAGCCCAAGCGUGCCAAGCUUGCUGCUAAUCCUUCCUCAGAAGCUACAGUUGUGGGGGUUCCUGCUCCUUCUUCUGUUUCUUCUGUCACUCCAUUUUUCCAAGGUGAUGUUGGUGGGUUUCUGUCUUCUUCGUCUCUUGGUGGUUCUGGUUUUAACAAUGUGGGUUCCCAUCAUUUCUUUGAUCAAAUGAUGAUGGGCGGCGCAGAUGAACAACAAAGAUUCAUGAUGAAUGAGAAUAGGGCCCAUCCUCUCAUAAACCCUGAUGGAUCUAUGUGGAGUACUUUGAUGACCACCACCACUCACAUCAACAAUAACAAUUCAAGUGGUGCUUCAUCUUUUGCUUCUUCUGCUUCUGAUGCUGCUGCUGCUUUGAUGCUGAAUCAGUGGCCUAGCACUGUCACAGGGUUUCCCCCUCUUCCUCCAUCAUCUUUUUGAGCUCUAUCUCCAUGAUCAGCUUCAUUUGUUUCUUGCUCAACUUCAGUUUUAACAACCGUUUUUAGCUGAAAUAAUGCUAUAUGCAUCGGUUUUUUU
This is a messenger RNA of Arachis duranensis, 1031 nucleotides long. RefSeq names its product dof zinc finger protein DOF1.1-like. Gene Ontology annotation, biological process: regulation of DNA-templated transcription. The transcript has a single exon. The record is from RefSeq and is a predicted model, not a curated record. Bases 252 to 935 code for a protein of 227 amino acids. Gene Ontology annotation, molecular function: DNA-binding transcription factor activity; DNA binding. NCBI's taxonomy places the organism in Eukaryota, Viridiplantae, Streptophyta, Magnoliopsida, Fabales, Fabaceae.